Messenger RNA from Chrysoperla carnea, 1524 nucleotides. RefSeq names its product zinc finger protein OZF-like. Gene Ontology annotation, biological process: regulation of transcription by RNA polymerase II. The transcript is spliced from 8 exons. NCBI's taxonomy places the organism in Eukaryota, Metazoa, Arthropoda, Insecta, Neuroptera, Chrysopidae. Gene Ontology annotation, molecular function: zinc ion binding; RNA polymerase II cis-regulatory region sequence-specific DNA binding; DNA-binding transcription factor activity. The record is from RefSeq and is a predicted model, not a curated record. Gene Ontology annotation, cellular component: nucleus. Bases 22 to 1524 code for a protein of 500 amino acids.
UCAAAAUAAACUUUUAAAAUAAUGAAUGCUUAUUUACAAUCUUUACAAUGCCGACUCUGUGCUGAAUGGAAAUUAGCAAAUGAAUUAAUAAAUAUUAAAGAAGAAGAAGCGAUUAAUUUAAAUUUAGAAUUGAAAAUACAACAAUGCUUAAAUUUAAAUUUUGUUAACACACAAUUACCCAACAAUGUUUGUUUAUUGUGCUGUGACAAAGUUGGGUCUACGUAUGAAUUUCAGGAACUUGUAAAGAAAGCGCAACAAUGUUUAUUAAAUUCAAUUGCAGAGAAGAAAACAAAUUUAAAAACCAAAUUUCCUGAAUCUGAAAAUGAUUCGUAUCAAUAUGUACAAUCAGUAUUAAAUGACUAUGAGGAUGAUGUAUCAAUUAAUGAAGAUGAAGAUCUCAUUAGAAGUAAGGUACAAACAAAAACUACUGGAUUAAAUAAUAAGUCUAGUAAAAAACGCUGUGAAAGAAAACGAAGAAAAGGAGAUCGAAUUCCGAGGAAAAAUGGUAAAACAGCCGUAACUUUAGAUCCGGAUACAGCUAAACAAAGAGCUGAACGGAGUGAAUUAAUACGACAAAUUAAAGAUGAAUGGAAACUAUACAAAUGGAAAUGCAUUUUAUGUGAAACAAUUUACACGUCUGUAGAAGAAUUUCGUAACCAUUUUAAAAACGAUCACAAACAAAAUCCAAUUUACAGUUGUACAGAAUGUUCAAAAGUUUAUGAAUUGUACGACACUUUCAAACGGCAUGUCGGAUCACAUAGGAAUAAAUUUAAAUUUAAAUGUCAUUUAUGCUCACGAUAUUUCCAUCGUAGUAAACUUUAUAAAGAUCAUUUAGAAACUCAUACAACCGUGAAAAGGUGUACGUGCCCAAAAUGUGGAAAAAUUUAUAAAACUUCAAACACUUUACGAGUACAUUUACGAACACACCAAGUGAUUUCAAAGCGUAAAUAUGAAUGCGAAUUUUGUGAUAAAAAAUUAAACACCAAGUCUGGUCUUUUAUAUCAUAAGAAAAUUCAUUUAGGUGAAAAGGAUUUCACUUGUGAUCAAUGUGGUAAAACAUUUUUAAUAAAUAGUUCAUUAAAAUAUCAUGUGAGCACUGUACACUCUGAUGACAAGCCAUUCUGUUGUGAACAUUGUCAGCGAACAUUUAAAACGCAACGAUUAUUAAAAGUUCAUUUGCAAGUUCACAGCGAUGAGAAACGACACGCAUGUGAAGUAUGUGGAAAACGGUUUCAUAGGAAAGAAUCAUUAUCUUUGCACUCGUCAGUACAUACUGGAGUGUUGGCGUACGCAUGUGAAUAUUGCCAUAAAGCUUUUAGAACAAAACAAUUGUUACAGGUCCAUGUUAGACAACAUACCGGCGAACGGCCUUAUGCGUGUUUAGAAUGUAAUCACCAUUUUACAAAUUCCUCAAAUUACAUUAAGCAUAUGAGAGGAAAACAUGGUGUAAUGAGUACUAGAAAAAAUGCUACCUAUAGAGUUACUGAACCACCUGUAGAGAAAGAAAAGCCAAUAAAAAAUUAA